UCCGCGCUCCAGUCUGCCAGUGUCACAUGUAACCUAACCGGCGUCGGGCGCGUCACAUCAUGAGCUGGGCGUACGCUGGCCUGCCCGUUUCAUUCAUUAUCUGUAACACGAAUACUUUAAUGAGCACGGGCCUUUAAUUAAAAUAAUGACCGUAAAUUACUAAUACAAUGUACAUGCAAGACCAAGACACCUUCACUGUAAAGCAGGAAGAAGAGUUCAGCAGACCAGUCGAGUCCGUAAUGCGAUGUGAGGACUUCAAAAGCAAUUUUGCCAGAAGACUUUCCAAUCGUUUCAUCUCCAGAUCACCCAGCUCGAGCUCAAGGCAAGACAGUGUGUUAAAGCUGCGACCACCCCAGACAAAAAAUACAGAAGCAAACCCCGAUAAUGUUCCAGAAAGAAUUGAGCCUAGCACUCAACUUUCCAAAAAUGUCGACAAGGAGCAAACAUUGGAUGUGAACGAGUCCGGGGACAAAGCACCGCCGCCGGCGAGCCACUCCGCCAUGAGGCACACCGAGGUCACGGCACUGCACAUGGAGGUGGACACCCUGCGGUGGCAGCUGGCGCAGACCGAGGCGAAUCGACAAAUGCACAUAGCUUUACUCAACCAAAUAGUUACUUUCCUCAAUAGAGUGAAAGACCACAUCGAAUGUCAUAAAACCGACUUCAAUGAAUCCAAUGAAAACAUGAAAGAUAUUUCCAAAGAGAGGGCACUACCUAGAUCGUUUAAUGCAGCUAAUAUACCGCGCUCUCGGUCAGUUGUACACGUCAACAAACAUGUGGAGUAUUCUUUACGUCCCGCUAAGAAACUUGGAACAAGGAAGAUCAGCAAGUCAAUAAGUAAUGUUAAUGGGUAUAAAGACUGCAACAGCACGUGGAACCAAUCCAAAUUAUCACUGACUUCAGAGAGUGGUAAUUCCCAAAAAAUCACAGCAGAAAUCUCACGGCUAAUUACUCUUGCCAAUACCGUACUAACUACUAAGCUGCCCGAUCUCGCCUGUAACGAUGUUCAAAAUAACUCCAAUGACAAAAUAUUUGCGAGUAAUGAUAAAAAGGAAUCGAUGAAUUCCAACACCAGCAAAAUGAAUCUAAUAACACAAAAUGUAUCUACAAACUCAUUUUUAAUAAAAUCUAUUUGCGAAAAUUCGGAUCUAUAUGAAGAUUUACCUAGUUCGCUGGUAGAUGCAGAAGACGAUGAUAUUAAAGAAUUCGUAAUGCCACUAUCAACGCUAAAUUGCGACAUCGGAAACGAAUUCGCAGAGUUAAAAAUUUCAAAAGAAAAGCAGGACCAUAUUUUGGAAGAAAAAACUAAAAUGAAAAAUAGUAAAUCUUUUUUGUGCAGCAAGAAACUAGAUUAUAACCAUGCAGUCAGUAAAUUCACGGAAGACGAAAGCGGUUUUUCAUCAAUGAGUUCAUUUCAAGAAAUUGGCAUUCCAAUAAUAAGCAUAAUACCUCCAUCACCAUGCAAGGAAAUGGGAUACGUUGAUGAUAUCCCCGAAGUCGUAGAAGAAACAGGAAAUUGGAAAAAUGAAAUUGAACUAAAUAAACAAACUGUAAAAGUGUUUUGGGUGUAACGAUUGA
Cydia splendana is the source of this 1578-nucleotide messenger RNA. RefSeq lists its product as uncharacterized. NCBI's taxonomy places the organism in Eukaryota, Metazoa, Arthropoda, Insecta, Lepidoptera, Tortricidae. The record is from RefSeq and is a predicted model, not a curated record. The coding region runs from base 168 to 1571 and encodes 467 amino acids. The transcript is spliced from 4 exons.